Molecule: messenger RNA, 1789 nt
Organism: Eutrema salsugineum
Lineage: Eukaryota; Viridiplantae; Streptophyta; Magnoliopsida; Brassicales; Brassicaceae
Product: sodium/hydrogen exchanger 4
Exons: 15
Coding region: 59-1651 (530 amino acids)
Biological process (GO): regulation of pH; sodium ion transport; proton transmembrane transport
Cellular component (GO): membrane
Molecular function (GO): sodium:proton antiporter activity
Source: RefSeq, a predicted model, not a curated record
CUAGAAUCGACGAAAGUGAAAAACAUUUUUCGAAAGUCUUUUUUUGUUGGUCGUGAAAAUGGGUGUUGGAUUUACAGAGUUUUUUUCGAUACACCUAGCCACGGAGCAUCCUCAGGUGAUACCAAUCUCGGUGUUCAUCGUCAUUCUCUGCCUCUGUUUAGUUAUCGGCCACUUGCUUGAAGAGAACCGAUGGGUCAAUGAAUCCAUUACCGCCAUUUUAGUCGGAGCAGUAUCAGGAACGGUUAUAUUGCUUAUUAGUAGAGGAAAGAGUUCUCACAUUUUGGUGUUUGAUGAAGAACUCUUCUUCAUAUACCUUCUUCCUCCAAUCAUUUUCAAUGCUGGAUUCCAAGUCAAGAAAAAGAAGUUUUUUCACAACUUUUUAACCAUCAUGUCGUUUGGUGUGAUUGGUGUUUUCAUCUCCACUGUCAUUAUUUCGUUUGGCACUUGGUGGCUUUUUCCCAAGUUGGGAUUUAAGGGAUUGAGUGCUCGAGACUAUCUUGCCAUCGGAACGAUUUUCUCGUCAACUGAUACCGUUUGCACUCUACAGAUUCUUCAUCAAGAUGAAACUCCAUUGCUAUACAGCUUAGUCUUUGGAGAAGGAGUAGUGAAUGAUGCAACCUCAGUUGUGCUGUUCAACGCCGUGCAGAAGAUUCACUUCGAAAGCCUCAACGGUUGGACGGCUCUGCGAGUCUUUGGAAACUUUUUGUACCUCUUCUUCACUAGCACAAUCCUCGGAAUUGCUGUGGGGUUAGUAACGUCUUAUGUCCUGAAAACCUUGUAUUUUGGAAGACACUCAACUACACGUGAACUCGCGAUCAUGGUUCUUAUGGCAUACCUUUCAUAUAUGUUAGCUGAGCUCUUCUCAUUAAGUGGGAUUCUCACCGUUUUCUUCUGUGGCGUUUUAAUGUCGCAUUAUGCAUCUUAUAAUGUGACAGAGAGUUCAAGAAUCACUUCAAGGCAUGUGUUUGCAAUGUUGUCCUUUAUAGCGGAGACGUUCAUAUUUUUAUAUGUUGGAACAGAUGCUCUUGAUCUUACAAAGUGGAAGACAAGCAGCUUAAGCGUUGGGGGUACUUUGGGUGUCUCCGGUGUCAUAACCACAUUAGUAUUGCUUGGACGAGCAGCGUUUGUGUUUCCACUCUCGGUUUUUACAAAUUUCAUGAAUAGAAACACUGAAAGAAGCGAGACUAUCACAUUUAAGCACCAGGUGAUUAUUUGGUGGGCUGGGCUUAUGCGAGGUGCUGUCUCAAUUGCUCUGGCUUUCAAACAGUUCACAUACUCUGGUGUUACAUUGGAUCCUGUGAAUGCUGCCAUGGUCACAAACACCACUAUCGUUGUCCUCUUUACUACACUGGUCUUUGGUUUCCUCACAAAGCCACUUGUGAACUAUCUGCUUCCUCAUGAUGCAAAUCAAAACACUGGAGGAAAUGGAGGUAAACACACUGCGCCAGGUUCCCCGAGGGAAGAUGCGACGCUUCCUCUCCUCUCCUUUGACGAGUCUGCUUCCACCAACUUCAACAGAGCUAAAGAUAGUAUCUCCCUUCUGAUGGAACAGCCUGUUUACACUAUCCACCGCUACUGGAGGAAGUUCGACGAUACAUACAUGAGACCUAUCUUUGGUGGACCUCGUCGAGAUAAUCAACCAGAAUGCUAGUUUAUGAUUUAGGUUCUCCUCAGGGAAUGCAUGAUGAGUUAGUUUUUUUGGAUAGUGGAUGUAGUGAAAAACCAGUAUAUGUUAUAGUUUUCUUUAAUGUAUAGAACAAGGUUCUUCUAUAUACACAAGGUGAUCGAA